AUGACGCGGCUCUGCCCAACAUCGCCCUCCACCACGCGACCUCCGCAGGUACCACCACGGCUGCCCGGUGUCGUCGGCCGAGUGGAGACACUCGCUGGCAUUUCGCGCCUCAAGAGCCGAAUGCCUUUCGGUGGUGCAACCGAGGCCUUGGAAUCAUUGUUGUAUAUAUACACACACAAACGGCCACGUUUCUGGACGACUAAAACAGUUUCCAGCGGAUGGAUCAAAAGGGGUGGUGGGAGGCGAGCGGAAUGGCAACCGUCGCUCCACCGAUCCCGAUAUGGUACACAGGCGUUGUCUCCCUCUCCGCAAGGAGAGUUUUCUUCCUUUUAUUUUUGGAAUUCACAAUACUGGUAUUUCUUGCAAGGUGUUGGGGACUUGGGAAAGGCUGUUCACGCUUUCGGGGAAGACGAAAGGCUUCGUCCCGUAGACAUGUAUAUACAUGGGUUGGAUGGCAGGUUGGGUUCAAGACGCACAGCACGCGCUUGCGUUGGAUGGGUUCAGGAAUACGGAGAACAUGAUGGUCUUGAGCCUUGCGCCGGAAAAUGUUGCUUAGUCCGCUCUAUGCGGGCCUUGGGGCUUUCAUAUUCCACGUCAGGAGGGGGCUCAUUGACCCAGAUUGAUCCUGAUUCCGUGAAGGCAUUGCAGGAAAGGCCUGCGAAUCUCGAAUCUCUAGGAAUACUGUCGUAA
Colletotrichum lupini is the source of this 690-nucleotide messenger RNA. RefSeq lists its product as uncharacterized. The transcript has 5 exons. Lineage: Eukaryota; Fungi; Ascomycota; Sordariomycetes; Glomerellales; Glomerellaceae. Bases 1 to 690 code for a protein of 229 amino acids. The record is from RefSeq and is a predicted model, not a curated record.